Molecule: messenger RNA, 5517 nt
Organism: Cottoperca gobio
Lineage: Eukaryota; Metazoa; Chordata; Actinopteri; Perciformes; Bovichtidae
Product: ankyrin-1-like
Exons: 28
Coding region: 725-4144 (1139 amino acids)
Molecular function (GO): protein binding
Source: RefSeq, a predicted model, not a curated record
AAGUCACCUCACAGACUGAAACAGACCCGCUCUGAAAAACACACCCAUUCUCCACAGUAACUCUACGCUAUUCUGGUAUCGCCUGGUCCGUGAAAAAAAUGAUUGUCUGGCUGUCACAAAACAUACAGGAGACACAGAUGGGCGUGACGUGUGGGGAAGAACAGGGACAGGAGAAAGGAGGGAUAAAGUUGGGGUGACGCAGAGAGUUUGGGGCACAACAAAACCUGAAAGGUGGAGAGGAUAGAGGAGCUGGAGAGCAGAACAUAGAGUGUGAUGGAGGAUAGAAGAAGGUGGGGAUAAGGUGGAAACAAAAGAGGGGUAAAAAAAAAAAAAGGUUUGAGGCAAAAAAAGUUAGUAAAAUGGGGAAAAACAGCCAAAGAUGAGCCAGGAUGUAGUCGGGAAACUCACGGUGAGAAUGUGGGGUGCCCAUGUGUUUUUUGGCUGUGUGUGAAAUGUGUGUCUUUAGAUACAGGCAGCAUUCCUCCAGAGAUAAACCCCUGGGCCCCCCGUCCCCUCAACCCACACCCUCCCCAGUCUCUCCACCCACCAUGCUUACUCAAGUGUGUGUGUCUGGGCGUGUGCGUAUGUGUGUGUGUGUUCGUGUUUACGUUGGACGGGGGUCUGCGUGCCCUGUACCACAGCACUUGCAGGGGGCAACAGAAAAGACAGCUGUGUGUUUGAGAGAAACCGAAAACGUAAGAAAGAGAGUGGAGGGCCAACAGGCAUGCCAGUCAAGACCGUCACUUUUGGAGCAGAUGCUGGCAACAGUUUUCUCCGAGCGGCCCGUUCUGGCAACCUGGACAAGGCCCUGGACCAUAUCAAAAACGGCAUUGAUAUAAAUACAGCCAAUCAGAAUGGGCUCAACGGGCUGCAUCUGGCCUCGAAAGAAGGCCACGUUAAAAUGGUGCUGGAGCUACUCCACAAUGGCAUCGUGCUGGAGACCACCACAAAGAAAGGGAACACGGCCCUGCACAUUGCAGCCCUGGCAGGGCAGGAGCAGGUGGUCACAGAGCUGGUUAACUACGGGGCCAAUGUCAACGCUCAGUCCCAGAAGGGUUUCACUCCACUCUACAUGGCUGCACAAGAAAACCAUCUAGAGGUUGUGAAGUUUCUUCUGGAGAACGGAGCCAAUCAGAGCAUUCCAACUGAGGAUGGAUUCACUCCUCUCGCUGUGGCUCUUCAGCAGGGACAUGAGAAUGUCGUAGCCCUGCUCAUCAACUAUGGCACUAAAGGAAAAGUCCGCCUCCCUGCGCUGCACAUUUCAGCACGCAACGACGAUACUCGCACAGCCGCAGUGCUUCUGCAGAAUGACCCUAAUCCUGAUGUACUCAGCAAGACUGGAUUCACACCCCUCCACAUUGCUGCACACUAUGAAAACUUGAACGUAGCUCAACUGCUGCUCAAUAGAGGAGCCAAUGUCAACUUCACCCCAAAGAACGGCAUCACUCCUCUGCACAUUGCAGCAAGACGGGGGAAUGUCAUUAUGGUCCGACUGCUGCUGGACAGAGGGGCUCAGAUUGAUGCCAAGACCAAGGAUGAGCUGACUCCUCUGCACUGUGCAUCCAGAAACGGUCAUGUGAGGAUUAUAGAGAUCCUGCUGGACCAUGGAGCGCCCAUCCAGGCAAAGACCAAGAAUGGCCUGUCUCCAAUCCACAUGGCAGCACAGGGGGACCACAUGGACUGCAUCAAGCAGCUUCUUCAGUACAAUGCAGAGAUUGAUGAUAUCACACUGGACCACCUUACCCCUCUGCAUGUGGCGGCACACUGCGGCCACCACCGCAUGGCCAAAGUACUGCUGGACAAAGGGGCCAAACCCAACUCUCGGGCAUUGAAUGGCUUUACUCCUUUGCAUAUUGCUUGUAAAAAGAGCCACAUGCGUGUGAUGGAUCUCCUGCUUAAACACUCUGCAUCAAUAGAGGCUGUGACUGAGUCUGGCCUGACCCCCUUGCAUGUGGCAUCAUUUAUGGGUCAUCUCAACGUUGUGAAGAUCUUGCUGCAGAAAGGAGCUUCACCCAGUGCCUCCAACGUGAAAGUGGAGACUCCUCUUCAUAUGGCAUCUCGGGCAGGACACUAUGAGGUUGCGGAGUUUUUACUGCAGAACGCAGCACCGGUGGAUGCCAAAGCCAAGGAUGACCAAACACCUCUGCAUUGUGCGUCUCGGAUGGGCCACAAGGAGCUAGUGAAACUGCUUCUGGAGCACAAAGCCAACCCCAACUCCACCACCACAGCAGGCCACACACCCCUACACAUCGCUGCCCGGGAAGGUCACGAACAAACUGUACGCAUCCUACUAGACAUGGAGGCUCAGCAGACCAAGAUGACCAAGAAAGGCUUUACUCCGCUCCAUGUGGCCUCCAAGUACGGCAAGGUGGAUGUAGCAGAGCUGUUGUUGGAGAGAGGAGCCAACCCUAAUGCUGCUGGGAAGAAUGGUCUGACUCCGCUGCAUGUUGCUGUACAUCACAACAACCUGGAUGUUGUCAACUUGCUUGUCAGCAAAGGAGGGUCGCCUCAUAGUGCAGCCAGGAAUGGCUACACCGCUCUCCACAUAGCAUCAAAGCAGAACCAGGUGGAGGUGGCGAACAGCCUGCUGCAGUACGGAGCUUCGGCUAAUGCUGAGUCUCUUCAGGGAGUCACACCUCUCCACCUGGCCUCGCAGGAAGGAAGGCCCGACAUGGUCUCCCUGCUCAUCUCCAAACAGGCCAACGUCAACCUUGGAAACAAGAGUGGAUUAACCCCGCUCCAUCUGGUGGCACAGGAAGGACAUGUUGGCAUCGCAGAUAUCUUGGUGAAGCAAGGGGCUUCAGUCUACGCUGCCACACGGAUGGGCUACACCCCUCUCCAUGUAUCGUGUCACUAUGGCAACAUCAAGAUGGUGAAGUUCCUUGUGCAGCAACAAGCCAAUGUCAACAGCAAAACAAGGCUUGGUUACACUCCUCUGCACCAGGCGGCCCAGCAGGGACACACAGACAUUGUGACACUGUUGCUGAAGCACGCAGCUGAGCCCAACGAGAUAACAACUAAUGGUACUUCAGCCCUGGCCAUUGCUAAGAGGUUGGGCUACAUCUCUGUGAUUGAUGUCCUGAAGCUCGUCACUGAGGAGACGAUUUCCAUGACGACCACAGAGAAACAUCGCAUGAGUUUCCCAGAAACGGUGGAUGAGAUUCUGGACGUAUCUGAGGAUGAAGGAGAGGAGCUCUUGGGGACAGAAGGGGCCAGGUACAUGAAGAUGGAUGACAUGAAAGACCAUGAUGACGAUUUCCUCUCCCCCAAGAAAUCACUGGAGUACGAGAGAGGGCUGGGCUCAGCGAAUUACUCACCAGCUAUUCCCCGGAUCCCCCGAGUCUCUCCGGAGACUGUCAUCCUGAAAGAACACGAGAUAGAUCAGCAACACACUCCACUUCCACUGCCCAAAGAAUAUGAUGACGACUCACUGAUUCCUAGCAGCCCAGCGACUGAGACGUCAGACAAUGUCAGCCCAGUCGCUAGUCCCAUACACACAGGGUUCCUGGUCAGUUUUAUGGUAGAUGCUCGGGGCGGCUCAAUGCGAGGCAGCAGGCAUAACGGUCUGCGUGUCAUCAUACCUCCACGGACCUGUGCGGCACCCACCCGCAUCACCUGCCGCCUGGUGAAGCCGCAGAAGCUGACCAGCCCCCCUCCGCUGGUGGAGGGAGAGGGGCUGGCCAGCAGAAUCAUCUCCCUGGGGCCAGCCGGGAUGCAGUUCCUGGGACCGGUGAUAGUGGAGAUCCCCCACUUUGCUGCUCUGGGUCGAGGUGACCGGGAGCUGGUGGUGCUGAGGAGCGAGAAUGGCGCAGUCUGGAAAGAACAUCGCAAUCGCUACGGCGACGAGGUGCUAGAAACAAUCCUCAACGGGAUGGAUGAAGAAUUAGAAAGUCAAGAGGAGCUGGGGAAGAAGCGAAUCCGUCGCAUCAUCUCCACCGACUUCCCUCUUUACUUUGCUGUUGUAUCACGAGUCCAGCAAGAGAGCGACUUGAUUGGACCAGAGGGAGGUUCGCUGACAAGUAAACUGGUGCCAUUGGUCCAGGCCUCGUUUCCUGAGACGGCAGUCACCAAACGAGUCCGCCUGGGGCUGCAGGUGAGAUGGGACGAUGUGGAGAAAGAAGGAGAAGAAAGACAGAAUCGUUAAUGCCUGUGUUGCCUGCAAAAUAAAAAAGCAUGUUCGAUGUACUUUGAUGGAAUGACCUGAUGCUGAGUUUUCCUGAUUAUAGUUUUUCUGUGGUUUGUUUAUUUAGCUUUUUUAGAGGACCUUUUUAUUUCAACAAUGCAUGCACUUGGCACCUUUAUACAACUGUGGACUGCUUAUUUAGUGCUGACAUGUAAUUGUUUGUUUAUCUUGAUGUCUUUCUCACUAAUGUAUUUAUGUCACUGACAAAGCUCUGCAUUUACUAUAUUUAACACAUUCAUUUGAGAUGCCUUAGCAGUUAGUCAUUAACAUUACUUGAUGGAAAAUCAAAAGACAUGUUUGUAUGAGUUUAUACUUACAGUCUAGAGGUUUUGGUAUCAUAAAUAUGUUAAAGGGUUUUCUUUUUAUAAGAACUUAAGUGCUGUCCCACAUAAAAAGGGGUGACGGUUGAGCACCUGAUCUUUAAUCUUAGUUAUAUAACUCUUGGUUGAAGCUUUUAUGCCCCCUUUAGUGUGUACGGCUACACUUUUCAGGUCUUGACAUUUUCUCAAACAUACACACCAAAGACAAGAGAAAUAUUGUAUUAGCACACUUCACCGCUUUCUUUACACAAGAAUCUGAUACUUAUUCAGCCCUCACUUUCUGAUCUCCUGCCCCAACAUCCUGUUUCAAAAUAAAACAACAAAUCAAGGACAUAUUGAUACAAUUUCAACUGUUGGCUGUAAGAUCAAAAUCAGAACAUUUGGGAAUGGGAUUUUUUAAUAUGGAUAAAUUGCAGAUUUCUUUUUUUUCAGUUUCCAAUUUCUGUAAGUUUUCUAAACAAAAAGUAAAUUAAAUAUCAUUCAUUAUUCAUAUUUAUGGAUAUGUUUGUUGCACCAUUUUCUCAGAUUUGUAGGUCAGCAAUUUAUGAAUUGUAAUUAUCAGAUGGAGACUUGUAAUUAUCAGAUGGAGACUUGUAAUUCCAAUGACAGAAUCUGUUUCAGUAAACCAAAUGAAAGUAGCUACAGUAUGAAUGGACCUUCAGCUGCGUGUUUCAACAGCUAUCCUUUAGACACAUGAAUGAAUUUAUGACAAGCUAAAUAUGACUUGUAAACUAACAAGCCACCACACAUGCCGUAACCUUGAAGAUGAAAAUAGUGAAUGUAACUGAAUGUAAGUAAAAUAGAUAUGGUUAGAAUUUUCUAUUAACAUAUCUUUUAGGAAUAUAUCUAUUUAGCUCAAAUGUUGCUGUAGAAAUCAUGUCAUGAAUGGCCUUGUGAAAAACCACAGUGCCUUUUUCUUUGAUAUCCAUUUUGUAUUAAUGAUUGUAAAAGCUUCAUGUUAACACACAUUGUCCCAUUUUACAAUAAAAAAGAGUUAUUAAGUCCUACAUCCAA